AUGUCUUGGCACGGAGAUUCACGUCCAAGACAUUCACGCGAAGGAUAUGUUGCGUCGCAGGUCGUGUACGAGCGUCAAAACGCCCGUGAUGAAGCAUCGCCCAUGCGGACCUCUACUCCAUCAGGAGCUGACGCUGGCAAUCAGCAAGGUGUUCCAACGCAACAGCGACAUGGCGCCGAGAAGCAGACAACUCUCACAACUGUAUCAGGCGAUCAAGAGCACAAUACAGCAGCCCCUGAUGAUGCAGACGAGCAGCAAGGUGCAGAUGAUGUCUUGCCCGAUGCCCCCGCGAGUGACUCGAAUGAAGUGCAGAUGCAGCUCCUCCUUGAGCAACAACAGCUUGAAAAGCGACAGACAGGAGCCAUGCAACAGCUUCAAGAUCGCGAGAAGCUCCUCGCUGAGCAACAACAGCAGUUUGAGAAGCGACAGACAGAAGCCAUGCAUCAGCUUCAAGAUCGCGAGAAGCUCCUCGCUGAGCAACAACAGCAGUUUGAGAAGGAGCGGAAAGCAGCUAGCGAGCUUAUCGGCACCGAAGGAUCGCAGCUUGCCGACAAAAUUCAGGCCCAGAUUGACGAUCAGCAGCGCUUGAAUGAACAGAAGCAGGCUCAAGCAGAAGAGGGAAAUCGCUUGGAAGAACAGAAUCAGGCUCAAGUCAAAGAACAAAAGCGCCUCGACGAACAGAAGCGAGCUCAGACGACGGAGCAAGCCCGCCUCAAGGCACAAGAUCGAGCUCAAAAGAAGCGGGCGAAAGAGUUGCAGAAAUUGGAGCUGCAAUGCGAGCAACGUCUCAAUCAGAAUAUGCUUGAGAAGAUUGCGCAGCGUAAUCGAGAGAUUGCACAGGAGUUGGAGGACAACGAGGAGGAAGACGAGGAUGAUGAUGAUGAUUCUGAGGCCGAGGACGGUAAGGAGGAUGAUCCGAACGGCUUCUAGAGCCUCAUGCACAAUGUUCGUGACAACAUUGAGCUUGAUUCGACACCUGUAUCCAGAUAGGCACCUGCAAUGAUUGAUCUAAC
Molecule: messenger RNA, 1013 nt
Organism: Zymoseptoria tritici IPO323
Lineage: Eukaryota; Fungi; Ascomycota; Dothideomycetes; Mycosphaerellales; Mycosphaerellaceae
Exons: 1
Coding region: 1-930 (309 amino acids)
Source: RefSeq, a predicted model, not a curated record